Molecule: messenger RNA, 1214 nt
Organism: Leopardus geoffroyi (Geoffroy's cat)
Lineage: Eukaryota; Metazoa; Chordata; Mammalia; Carnivora; Felidae
Gene: PGLS
Product: 6-phosphogluconolactonase
Exons: 5
Coding region: 212-988 (258 amino acids)
Biological process (GO): carbohydrate metabolic process; pentose-phosphate shunt
Molecular function (GO): 6-phosphogluconolactonase activity
Source: RefSeq, a predicted model, not a curated record
GCCCAGCAAAGAGCUCAGGCACAGCGUGCAAAGAAUCAACGAGCCCCUUCGGAUCGACCGCCGGGACGAGCCGCGACUUCACUCGCGGGACUGCGCAUGUGCCGUAGGCGGCCGCCCGGAGGUACUGACAGCGGUGCGGCCGGGCCAGCCUUCGCGCAGGCGCGCUGGCGGCUGCCCGGGGCGCUUCCGCCUCCCCGCCGCCGCCGUCGCCAUGGCCGCGCCGGCCCCGGGCCUCAUCUCGGUCUUCUCGAGUCCGCAGGAGCUGGGCGCGUCGCUAGCGCAACUGGUGGCGCAGCGGGCGGCGUGCUGCCUGGCGGGGGCCCGCGCCCGCUUCGCGCUCGGCCUGUCGGGCGGCAGCCUCGUCUCGAUGCUGGCCCGUGAGCUGCCCGCCGCCGCCGCCCCCGCCGGCCCCGCCAGCCUCGCGCGCUGGACCGUAGGCUUCUGCGACGAGCGCCUCGUGCCCUUCGAGCACGCCGAGAGCACGUACGGUCUCUAUCGGACCCACUUGCUCUCCAGGCUGCCCAUUCCCGACAGCCAGGUGAUCACCAUUAACCCCCAGCUUCCUGUGGAGGAGGCGGCCGAGGACUAUGCCAAGAAGCUGAGACAGGCCUUCCAAGGGGACGCCAUUCCGGUUUUUGACCUGCUGAUUCUCGGAGUGGGUCCUGACGGCCACACCUGCUCACUCUUCCCGGACCACCCCCUCCUGCAGGAGCGGGAGAAGAUCGUGGCCCCUAUCAGCGACUCCCCAAAGCCACCACCAGAGCGUGUGACCCUCACGCUUCCUGUGCUAAAUGCAGCCCGAACGGUCAUUUUUGUGGCAACCGGAGAAGGCAAGGCAGCUGUUCUGAAGCGCAUUUUGGAGGCCAAGGAGGAGAACCCCCUCCCCGCCGCCCUGGUCCAGCCCCACACGGGGAAACUUUGCUGGUUCCUGGACGAGGCCGCGGCGCGACUCCUGACUGUGCCCUUCGAGAAGCAUUCCACUUUGUAGCUGGCCCCGAGGGACACCGCAGCUGGGACCACAGACGGCCCCCGUGGGCCGGGACCUUCCUGGGCUGGGCCCCGCUGCCCCCGCCGCCGCUCCAGGCUUCAUUUUCGAAAAGCCGCGUGGUGCCGCCAGAAGCCCCCGGGGUCCAGCCACCGGCCCGGCCCGGGGGCCCUCAGCCCACCGGCCGUGGCUCUGGGUGACCGGAUAUUAAAGGGCGCGUGUGCUUGAA